UUAAACCCUUUCUCGCCUUCCGCCCCUCUUUUCCUCAAUGACGAUUAUGAGAAUCAUAAACCGUUUCCUCCUCCAAAAAUCGCCGCCAUCAUUAUCACCUCCACGGUGGUUGUGCACCGUGGUCGAACAAUCAACGCCGCCACCGGAAUCGAAGAAGAAAAACGGUCUCUUCUAUAAAGUGGCUAGGGGAAACUCCAAAUCCAGUGUGGUAGACAUUCUGAACAAAUGGGUGAAUCAAGGAAAUGAUGUCGAUAAACUUGAUAUCCUCAACCUCAGCAAUUAUCUCCGCCGCCGCAAAAACUUCCGCGCCGCCCUCCAGCUGUAUGACUGGAUGGAAAGCACCAACUUCGGAACAAGUAACGCCGAUCAAGCCAUACGCAUUAGCCUCCUCUGCAAGACCGACGGUAUAGCCGCUGCAGAAAAUUACUUCAACGCCCUCCAAGCAUCGGAUAAAACCAACAAAACGUACGGAGCGCUCUUAAGUUGCUAUUGCAAAGAGAAAAUGCUCGACAAGGGUUUGGAAAUCUUUAAAGAGAUGAACGCGUCGAAUUACACUUCCACUCUAAACUACAACAACAUGCUCUCGCUUUACUACGCCGUGGGAAAGCCCGAAAAAGUCAUCUCUUUAUUUCAAGAAAUGGAGGAGAGGAAUAUUCCCAUUGACCUCUACACGUACAAUCUGUUGAUCAACAGUUACGCCGCUCUGAAGAAUAUAGAUGCCGUGGAAGGAGUUAUAGAGAAAAUGAAAAGUAACGAUUCGGAUUUGGAUUUGUUUACGUACGGAAAUCUGGCGACCAUAUACUUCAAAUGUGGGGUGCAUGACAAGGCUGUCCAUUAUCUCGAAAUAAUGGAGAAAACGAAAACUAAACGCGGCGAAGACUUGUUCGAAGCGUACCGCACGCGCAUGAAGCUCUAUUCCGCGAUGAACGAUUUAUCGGGGGUUAAUCGAGCGUGGGAGGAUCUUAAGUCGACUUUUAAAACACCCAAUAGUACGAGUUACCUUUUCAUGCUUUUGGCUCUCUCUAAAUCCGGGGAUCAAGAAAACCUCGAGAAGGUUUUUAACGAGUGGGAAGAAGGGUGCUCCACUUUCGAUUUUAGGCUGCCGAACGUACUUAUGGAAUAUUACCUAAGUCGUGACAUGAUUGAAAAAGCCUCUUCGCUUUACGAAAGUUUGGUGGAGAGAAAGAUCGAGCCCAAUUUACGGACGCUGAAUUUCUUUGCGAUUUUAUCCUUGAAAAAGGGUGGGAUUGAUUCGGCUAUGAAGUAUUUGGAGAUGGGGUUGGAUAAAAUGAAUGCGGGGAAUAGUAAGUGGUUUCCCACGGGUGAAACGAUUAAAUUAUUCCUUAAUUAUUUCGAGGAAAAUGACGAUCCAGAUAGAGCCGAGAAGUUUGUUCAGAAAAUGAAGGAGAUUAAUCGACUGGAUUCGAAUUCUACGGUGGUGAAGAGUAAAGCACCUGAUGCUGAAAACGAUGAUCUGAUAUAAUAACUGUUUUCGAAGCGAGGCUCGUUUUUUUGUUAGUUUGACAGUGGGGCUAUUUUACAUUUGCAGUAUCUGUUACUUUUUGGUUUGUUCUUGUAAGAGCUUAUGUAGACAAAUUCUGAGGUUCUUCAGACUUGUUCAUAGGGCAAUGCUCGCUAGCUAUCUUUUCCCUUGAAUUUUCUUGCAUUUACUGGAUUUUUUACUUUCUGUUUUUGACCUUUUAGUGCUCUUCUUUUUUUGUUUUUUCUUUUUGGCGCAAUUUGUAAUUUAAAACUUUUUGUGGACGUGUGAAUCUCCUUCUGAUGGUUGUUA
Messenger RNA from Erythranthe guttata (spotted monkey flower), 1792 nucleotides. RefSeq names its product pentatricopeptide repeat-containing protein At4g01990, mitochondrial. NCBI's taxonomy places the organism in Eukaryota, Viridiplantae, Streptophyta, Magnoliopsida, Lamiales, Phrymaceae. Gene Ontology annotation, molecular function: protein binding. The record is from RefSeq and is a predicted model, not a curated record. Gene Ontology annotation, cellular component: mitochondrion.